AUGUUUGACGACUAUGUCGAACAUGCUGUCGGAGACCAUUCUGCUCAUGUAGAGUCUGCUGCUCCAUUGCCUAAACUCCAGUAUGAAGGAUUCGAACCUUUGCCUUAUGAACCUGAUGAUGCGCGCGCCAGCAUAGAAGACGGUCGGGAUGUCGUAUCAGAAGCUAACGCGCCCGUUGCCCCUGUUUUUGAACUGGGCAGAGUUCAAUACGCUUUCCCCGCCCCGCUUGUCUCAUUUGUUGUCAGCUCUGACAUGCUCGCUAUGGGACUUGUAUCGAAUACCAUUGUUCUAAUUGAAUUGUCCCGAGCAGAUCAAGUAGUCAAGGUUCAAAUUCCUAGGAAACCCACUGAAAUGCUAAUCUACAAGCUUUUCAUGGAUCCAUCUGGCAAACAUAUAAUCAUAACCUCAGAGCAAGCGGAGAACUGGUACCUUCAUCGUUCAUGGAAAAAGCCACGACAGUUGAAAGGUUUCAAGAUGGUUAUUGAAAGCAUUGCUUGGAAUAAAGCAGCACUUCUAUCCUCGACUCACUCCACCUCAACCAGAGAAAUCUUGAUUGGCGCCAGAAGUGGAACGAUAUUUGAGGCUGUACUGGAUGCAGAAGAAGACUUCUUCAAAUCUCAUGAACGCUAUUUACAACCUGUAUUCUCCCUCCCAGAACGACACUCAAUCACUGGGAUCAGAUUUGAUUAUUUCCCUUCCGAUCCUAAGCAAGCCCUUGUUCUUGUGACAACACCAACACGUAUAUACCAAUUCUCUGGUACGGUUGAUAAGAAGGCAGAUGAUGCGGGGAGAGUGUUUAGUAGUUUGUUUGCAGCGUAUCGCGAAACAGCGCCAAUAAAUCCCGAUCAAGCCAUGUCUCUUCCUAAAAAGAUGGCCUGGAUGACUGGACCUGGGAUAUACCAUGGGACACUGAACUUUGAGACUGAGCCUGAAGACCACAUAGAUGCCGCUGCUCUUCUACCCUAUCCUACAUUCCCAAUGAAUGAAAACUCGGAAACCCCACUCUCUUUGAGCCUAACGGAAUUUCAUUUUCUUCUACUUUAUCAGGAUAAAGUAGUAGGUAUCUGCAAUCUCGACGAUACAAUAACAUACGAAGAGUCGCUACCGUUGAAGCCGAAUGAGGUGGUUCUAGGACUUUCGGCCGACCCAGUCCGCAGAACUUAUUGGGUUUAUACAAACCAAUCAUUGUUUGAACUCGUUAUUGGAAAUGAAGAUCGGGACGUGUGGAAAAUAUACCUUGAGAAAGGGCAGUUCGAAAUCGCCCUUCGAUACGCCAAAACUGCCCGCCAACGAGAUCAAAUCCUAUUUGCUCAGGCCAAUCAUCUAUUUUUGAAUGCUCAAUAUUUUCCAGCUGCACAAUGUUAUGCACAUUGUUCUGCCACAUUUGAAGAAGUUGCGUUGAAGUUUUUGGAUGUAGGAGAGCGCGAUUCCUUGCGGUCGUAUCUGAUAUCAAGGCUGGAACGCACACGGAAGACUGAUUUGACGCAACGGAUGAUACUUGCUACCUGGCUAGUUGAAUUUUAUCUCAGCAAAUGCAAUGAGUUGGAUGAUAUCGUUGCAUCCGAAUCGAUAUCGCAGGAUGUGAACAACCUACAAGCUGAAAGGCUAAUUGUAGAAGAAGAUUUGCGACAAUUUUUCGAGACGUACAAGAACAAUCUUGACAAAGAUACAGUGUAUGAAUUGAUACAGGGUCAUGGCCGCACCGAUAUGUAUAUAUUUUAUGCCACCACAAUCGGAGAUUUCGAGCGUGUCAUCGAGCAUUAUGUCAUGGAAGAAGAGUGGGUGAAAGCGAUUGAAGUUAUCAGCCGCCAGUCCAAUCUUGAACUUUAUUAUCGCUUCGGCCCUACGCUCAUGCACCAAGUCCCCAAAGAGACUGUUGACUCAUGGCUUCGUCAACCUUCUCUAAACCCUCUACGUUUGGUACCAUCCAUCCUUCAGCUUCAACACUCACUUCGAGAUCCGCUAUCACCGAAUCAUGCCAUCCGAUAUUUGAACCAUAUUAUUUUUGACCAGAACAACACUUCCCCGACAAUACAUAACCUUUUGAUCACCUUUUAUGCCUCCCCUCCUUCCUAUACACCGUCAGACGACGAUGGUCCAUUACUCCGCUUCCUUUCUACUGCUCCAUCGGAUCCGAUAACUGGGAAACCUUAUUAUGAUCUAGACUAUGCUCUUCGAUUAUGCAAGCUCUCUGGGCGAACGCAACCUUGUGUUCAUAUCUACUCUAAAAUGGGUCUUUGGGAAAAUAGUGUUGAUCUGGCGUUAGAAAAAGGAGAUCUGGAGCUUGCCAAAAUCAAUGCCGAUAUGCCUGAAGAUGACCCAUCUCUGAGGAAGAAGCUGUGGUUGAAAAUAGCGCGAUAUGUAGUCCAAGACAAGAAGGACAUCAAAUCUGCAAUGCGUUUUCUUGAAAAUGCGGAUUUGUUAAAGAUAGAAGAUAUUUUGCCUUUCUUCCCUGAUUUCGUAGUCAUCGACGAUUUCAAAGAAGAGAUUGCCCAUGCUUUGGAAGGGUAUUCUGCUCAGAUCGACGCGCUCAAGGCUGAAAUGGAUGAGGCUACACAGACAGCAGAAUCGAUCAAGCAAGACAUAGCAGCCCUAAAAAAUCGGUUUAUCACGAUUGAUGCAAAUGAGAAGUGUUCGAAUUGUUCCAACCUCCUCUUGUCCCGUCAAUUUUACGUGUUCCCCUGUCAUCACACUUUCCAUGCGGAUUGCUUGAUUGGUCUUGCCAAGGAAUACUUACCCCCUCAUGCCUUGCGACGAAUCAUUACCCUGCAAAAUGAACUGAUGAAAGACAGUCCCAGGACGAGGGGAAAUGUCAGCAAACCAUCCCUGAUGUUAACACAACCUCCAAAUGGACGCCAACCAAUGACACAACGAACAUUACUUUCCGCUAACUUUGGGCCGAUUGUAAGCCCACUACAAAAUGGGGCGAAGGCCGCAAACAUGUUGGGCCGCAGUGUAAUGUCGGCAGGAGAUAGACUAAGAGACCUCAUCAUACCCGACGCACUUGCUACCUUGGUAUCGUCGCCUAAUUGGUUGCCUGGCAUCGGAGGAAGUAAUCGGUUGGCGAGUGAAGAGAACACGCCAAGCCAUAAGAAAUUGGAAAGCAUAAGGGUAGAACUGGAAGAGCUGCUUUCCAGUAGCUGUCCAUUGUGUGAAGGCGUAGUUGCUGGGCUGGACAAACCUUUUAUAGCAGAGGGCGAAUUGGGCUCGUCUUGGACGUUGUAG
Messenger RNA from Psilocybe cubensis, 3225 nucleotides. Its product is annotated as Vacuolar protein sorting-associated protein 18-like protein. NCBI's taxonomy places the organism in Eukaryota, Fungi, Basidiomycota, Agaricomycetes, Agaricales, Agrocybaceae. Gene Ontology annotation, biological process: vesicle-mediated transport; organelle fusion; vacuole organization. The record is from RefSeq and is a predicted model, not a curated record. Gene Ontology annotation, cellular component: endosome; HOPS complex. Gene Ontology annotation, molecular function: protein-macromolecule adaptor activity. The coding region runs from base 1 to 3225 and encodes 1074 amino acids. The transcript is spliced from 12 exons.